AUGAACUUGGCCCUGUGUCUGGGCCUGCUUCUGGCCAGUCUCCUCACUGUGAAGGGUUUUCUGCAGCCCAACCUCUCCAAACUGAACUAUGGAUAUGCAAACCAGGCCCAGGGGUGGCGGGGCAAGAGGAUAGCUCAGGAGCUGGCUCGACGCAACCUGAGUUUUGGCUUCAAGCUGCUCAAAAAGCUGGCCUCUGACAACCCGGGCAAGAACAUCUUCUUCUCCCCGCUGAGUAUCUCCACCGCCUUUUCUAUGCUGUGUCUGGGGGCCCAGGACGCCACCCUGGCCGAGAUCAAGGAGGGCUUUAACUUCCGGGAGGUGCCCGAGCGGGACCUGCACGAGGGCUUCCGUUACCUCCUGAGCAGGUUGAACCAGGAGAAGCGGGACAUCAAGCUGCGGGUGGGGAACUCCCUGUUCAUCGACCGGAGGCUUCAACCACAGAAGAAGUUCCUCCGAGACACCAAGAAUCUGUAUGAGGCAGAAACCAUCCCCACCAACUUCCAGAACUCUGCAUCUGCUCGGAAGCAGAUCAACGAGUACGUCAGUCAGAGGACCCAGGGCAGGGUCUCCAACCUGGUCCAGAGCAUAGACCCUGGCACCGUCAUGCUUCUCACCAAUUACAUUUUCUUUCGAGCCAGGUGGCAACAUGAGUUUGACCCAAAAGUGACCAGAGAGGAAGACUUUGCAGUGAGCAAGAACAAGUCUGUGCGGGUCCCCAUGAUGCUGCACGGGGGCAUGUAUGACACCUGCCGGGAUGAGCAGCUCUCCAGCACCGUCCUGGAGAUGCCCUAUGAGGGGAACAUCACGGCUGCAUUCAUCCUCCCAGACGAGGGCAAGCUGAAGCACCUGGAGAAUGGCUUGCAUGUGGACAUUUUUGCCAGAUGGAAGAAGCUCAUGACACACAGGGUUGUAGAUGUGUCUGUCCCCAAACUCCGGAUCAGUGGCACCUAUGACCUGAAGAAGACCCUGUCCCGCCUGGGCAUCAGCAAGAUCUUCGAAGAGCAUGGCGACCUCGCCAGGAUCGUCCCCCACCACAGCCUCAAAGUGGGUCAGGCGGUGCACAAGGCUGAGUUGCAAAUGGAUGAGAAGGGCACGGAAGGGGCGGCAGGCUCUGGCGCCCAGACACUGCCCAUGGAGACGCCACUCAACAUCAAGAUGAACCAGCCCUUUCUGCUGAUGAUCUACGAGAAGGUCACCCCAUCCAUGAUCUUCUUGGCAAGGGUUGCUGAUCCUAGCAAGUAA
Molecule: messenger RNA, 1242 nt
Organism: Ochotona curzoniae (black-lipped pika)
Lineage: Eukaryota; Metazoa; Chordata; Mammalia; Lagomorpha; Ochotonidae
Product: serpin A12-like
Exons: 4
Coding region: 1-1242 (413 amino acids)
Biological process (GO): negative regulation of endopeptidase activity
Molecular function (GO): serine-type endopeptidase inhibitor activity
Source: RefSeq, a predicted model, not a curated record